Molecule: messenger RNA, 545 nt
Organism: Spirometra erinaceieuropaei
Lineage: Eukaryota; Metazoa; Platyhelminthes; Cestoda; Diphyllobothriidea; Diphyllobothriidae
Source: the annotation of a GenBank genome assembly
AUGCUACCGCAUACCUAUGAACAUUCACGUCUCCCCCCUUCAUCCGGCCUCCCUAAGGUGCACAAAGACGGCGCUCCUCUCCUACCCAUCGUGUCGCUCAAAGGGACUCCAACGUACGGACUGGCUAAGUGGCUGUUCCGGCGUCUCAAGUUCCUGACCGCUGAGUCAGACACCACGGUCCCUUCGUCAACACAAUUACUGGAGAAACUCAAAGGGGUAAGCAUCCAUCCAAAUGAGGUCAUGGUAUAUUUGUACGUAACAUCCAUUUUACUUCUAUUCCCCAGGACCUGGCGAUCGAGACAUUUGAGCUGCUACUACAAAGCAAAUACGAUGAAACGGAGAACCGUCUUGGACACUCCCAAGUCCUACAGCUCCUUCAGCUCUGUCUCAGGACGUACUUCACGUUCGACCGGACAAUGUACAAACAGAUGAAAGGCACAACAAUGGGUUCGCCGAUUUCGGGAUUAAUCGCCGAGGCGGUCCUGCAACGGUUAGAGUCGCUGGCCUUCCAACACCACAGACCGAAAUUCUGGCCCGGUAUGUGA